Mobula hypostoma (lesser devil ray) is the source of this 4706-nucleotide messenger RNA. RefSeq names its product BRCA1/BRCA2-containing complex, subunit 3 (gene brcc3). The transcript is spliced from 9 exons. The coding region runs from base 89 to 922 and encodes 277 amino acids. The record is from RefSeq and is a predicted model, not a curated record. Gene Ontology annotation, molecular function: metallopeptidase activity; cysteine-type deubiquitinase activity; polyubiquitin modification-dependent protein binding. Gene Ontology annotation, biological process: protein K63-linked deubiquitination; double-strand break repair. Lineage: Eukaryota; Metazoa; Chordata; Chondrichthyes; Myliobatiformes; Myliobatidae. Gene Ontology annotation, cellular component: BRISC complex; BRCA1-A complex.
CAUCUGUUUCCCUUGCUGUCGGGAAGACAGAACAUCCGGUUUUGAUAAAUCGAUUUUAGACUCGAUUUGCAGCGGUUAUCGGGCAGACAUGGCGGUGUGUGGGGUUCACCUGGACUCUGAUGCUUUCCUCGUAUGUUUGAAUCACGCUCUGUCCACAGAAAAAGAGGAAGUGAUGGGCCUCUGUAUUGGAGAGGUUGACACAAGCAGGAUUGUUCACAUACAUUCCGUUAUCAUCCUCCGUCGCUCAGAUAAGCGCAAAGAUCGGGUGGAAAUUUCUCCAGAGCAACUUUCUGCAGCCUCUACUGAAGCCGAGAGAUUGGCUGAUAUGACUGGUCACCCGAUGAGAGUGGUGGGAUGGUAUCAUUCUCAUCCACAUAUUACUGUAUGGCCUUCACAUGUAGGAUAUCAUGGAUGCAAUCAGAAACAUCGUGGACCCUGGCACCCGGAAGAUGUCCGAACCCAGGCCAUGUACCAGAUGAUGGACCAGGGUUUUGUGGGCCUUAUCUUUUCCUGUUUCAUUGAAGACAAGAACACCAAGACUGGUCGAGUUCUCUACACUUGUUUCCAGUCGAUUCAAGCGCAGAAAGGUUCUGAGUAUGAACGAAUUGAAAUCCCUAUUCAUGUUGUACCACAUGAAACUAUUGGUAAAGUUUGCCUGGAGUCUGCUGUGGAACUUCCAAAAAUUCUUUGUCAGGAAGAGCAGGAUGCUUAUAGAAGAAUUCACAGUUUGACACAUCUGGACCCAAUUACCAAGAUUCACAAUGGAUCAGUUUUCACAAAGAAUCUGUGCAGCCAGAUGUCAUCCAUUAGUGGUCCUCUGCUACAAUGGCUGGAGGAUCGUUUAGAUCAGAACAAACAGCACAUCCUGGAACUUCAGCGGGAAAAAGAACAGCUCCUCCAGGAAUUAGCAGUCCUAAAAUGAAAGACAUUGUCAGAGCUGAGGAAAGUGAAAGCAGAUUGAUCAAUUUCUGAUGAGAAAGAAAGCCCUUUGAUUGCAAUAAAACUGUGUAGCAGAGCUUUUAUGUCAUGUUUAAGAUCCCACUCAAUUUAUUAUCUUAAAUUAAGCCUGUCCAUCAAAUGGAAGGAAGCACAUAUUGACUUUGGUUGGCUUUUCCACCAAAAGGGGAUUUAUUCCGGUAAUUGCUGGAUCUAAGCAUUGACACUUCAGGAAUCCAGCACUGGAAUUAAUAGCUCUAUUUAUAUCAAGUUAUUGCUUGGAUUAGUUUACUGACAAUAUUAAGUAAUUAUUUGUUCAAUUAAACAAUGUGAUAACAGAAGUUGUUUAACUAAUGUUACUUUUCAAGACCAGGAAAUUUGUUGAGUACUUGAUAAAUUGUCAAAAAAAGAAAUGCAUACUUGUUUUUAUUUGCAGUUGCAUAAUUAAAAUUGAUAUUUGAGGCAUCCACUAGAUGCAGUGAUUUAUAUCAGUAUAUAAAUUAACAGAUUAGAAAAUUCAAAGCUAUGUGAAUACUGUGGAGCACAUCUUUCAAAGACACAGAAAGUCACAAGACCUCAGUAAUAUCUUAAUAAGUGAGUCUGUUUAUUUUUCAUCCUGUGAAUGAAUUUGGUAAAUAAUCAAGACAAAAGUCUGUAUGAACAAUUUUGUUUCCAACGUCAGAAAUAUUUGCCAUUUACAAUAGACCAUUGGUGCAUCACUUGGGUGCAUUAUAUUGAUUCAUUUCACCACUUUAGAAUGUUUUUGUGAUAUUUGAUUAUUAACAGCCAAAUAGGAUAUAGUGGACUACAGGAGGAAAUGGAGACAGGCUAACACCUAUAGACAUCAAUGGAUCUGGGGUUGAGAGGGUGAACAGCUUUAAGUUCCUCGGCAUACACAUCACUGAGGAUCUCAUGUGGUCUGUACAUACCGGCUGUGUGAUGAAAAGGGCAGAACAGCGCCUCUUUCACCUCAGACGGUUGAAGAAGUUUGGUAUGGCCCCCCAAAUUCUAAGAAUUUUCUAUAGGGGCACAAUUGAGAGCAUCCUGACUGGCUGCCUCACUGCCUGGAAUGGGAACUGUACUUCCCUCAAUCACAGGACUCUGCAGAGAGUGGUGCGGGCAGCCCUGCACAUCUGUAGAUGUGAACUUCCCACUAUUCAGGACAUUUACAGAGACAGGUGUGUAAAAAGGGCCUGACGGAUCACUGGGGACCUGAGUCACCCCAACCACAAACUGUUCCAGCUGCUACCUUCUGGCAAACAGUACCACAGCAUAAAAGCCGGGACCAACAAGCUCCGGGACAGCUGCUUCCACCAGGCCAUCAGACUGCUUAAUUCAUGCUAACACAACUAUAUUUCUGUGUUAUAUUGAUGGUCUUGUUGUACAUAAUAUUUAUUAUAAAUUACUAUAAUUGCACAUUUAAACAGAGACAUAACGUAAAGAUUUUUACUCAUGUAUAUGAAGGAUACAAGUAAUAAAGUCAAUUCAAUUCAAAUGGAUUUAUAGAACCUGUAGGGAAGUGAUAGGAAAAUUCAUACUAGUGAUCUUUGAAGCAAAACAGUAGAUCUAUUUAAUUGCAAUAAAGUUAAAGGAGUGGUUUAAUAGAACAUAGGUGACAACCAUAGUUCACACUCUUAUGUUCUAGUGCUUAACCUUGAGUGUGCUUUUCAAUUUCUUCAUUUACAGAUUAGUUCAAUUACCAUUUUCAGUCAAAUUCGUUUAUUGAUCUCAAUGCAUUAGUUUUUGAUAUGCAUCUAAUGAACUGUUUGAAACUCUGCAAUCCAUAUGUAGCUCAUACAGAGCUAAGUAACAAUUUCUCGGUAUUGUUCAAGCAUUUCCUAACCAUGACUUGUGGGGCACUGCAUAACUAAUUGCAGUUUUCAAGUUAGUUGUGACUCACGCAAUGCUUUCAUAUUGCAUCCAUUUGAUUUGAAAGUUGCUAACUGCACACCUAUGACUUAGGUAAAACAUUAGAUUAGAUUAGAUUCAACUUUAUUGUCAUUGUGCUGAGUACAGAUACAAAGCCAAUGAAAUCCAGUUAGCAUCUAAUCAGAAAUGCAAAGAAUAGUGUUAUUUACAAAAUAACUGCGAAUAAAAAGUGCUACAGUACAAUACAAUAAGGGUGCAAUACUGCUAAGCGCUGUGAUGUGAGGUUCAGCAGGGUCACAGCCUCAGGGAAGAAGCUCUUCCUGUGCCUGCUGGUGCGGGAGCGGAGGCUCCUGUAGCGCCUACCGGAUGGGAGGAGAGUGAAAAGUCCAUGGUUAGGGUGAGAUGCAUCCUUGAUAAUGCUUUUUGCCCUGCCCAGGCAGCGUUUGUGGUAGAUGUUCUCAAUGGUGGGCAAUUGGGUACCGAUAAUCCGCUGGGCAGUUUUCACCACACGCUGGUAUAUCUGAAGAAACAUAACAGUUUCUUCAGAUAUACCAAAAGAGUCUUGUAGCUUUAAAUCCAGAUUUUUAUUAGAAUAGAUAUUAAGUUAUUUAAAUUUAAAAUAUCCAUUGUUUUUAAAAUUAAACAAUAUUAAGAAUAAGCCCACAUUCUAUCCCUUAUAUAUUUUGUAUAUAGAAUAAUGCAGCAUAGUACAGGCCCUUCGCCCCAAAUGUUUAUAUAAAAAUAUAUUUAUUUUUAUUUAAAGAUGCAGUGCGGAACAAGGUUCUUUUGGCCCAGUGAGCCACUUCACCCAGCAAUCUGCCUAUUUAGCCUGAGCCUAAUCACAGGACCGUUUGCAAUAUUCUAUUAUACUAACCACUUCUUUGGAAUGUAGGAGAACGAGAAGGACAUGUGAACUCCUUACAAAUGGUGUCGGAAUUGAACUCCGAACCCUGGAGUUCUGAGCUGUAUAGCUUUGUGUUAACGGCUACACUGCCAUGGUACCCUAAACUUACUCCAUAAUUAACCUAACUGUUCCCUUCUAGACAAUCUAUUAUGUUUAUAAUCUUGAAAAUACAUGCAUUUAAGGUAUAUCAAAUAAAAUAUAAUCUGAUGAUAAUCACUUGCCUUAUUACUAUUUAAAAGUUGUCCAUUACUGAUUCUGUCAGCAAUAGCACUGAAUUUGAAUUUUUAAAAACUUGGGCAUACACUUCUCAUUCAUUUCAUCAAAUAUAUGCAUCUCAUAUACUAAAAUAAUGAUUUGUGGUGAAUGGAAAAUCCAGGAAUAGAAAAUAGCAAAGCCAAAAUGUUUUUGUUACUUUGCCACAGCAUUAAGCCUGGCUUGAUUUCCAGCCUUGAUGGCCAUUUUAUUUUAAAACUGAACAUCAAUUAGAUUUUACAUCUGUAGUGGAAAUGUUAGCAGAUCAAUUGUAAAAUGUUUAAGUGGUAAAUUAUUAUCGUUGUAAACACAACAAACACUAUUAAGUAAAUGAAGUGUGCUAUUAAUUCAGAAAUCUUUCAUCUAUUUAUAUUUUUGUACCUCAAUUGUACCUUAAUUUUAAUAAUGACAAGAAGAAGAAGAUAUAUUUUUGAGAUAUUUCAAUAUUUUCAAAUUUUUUCAUGUUUGAUAAAACUGGUCUUUGAUUUCAUCUGUGUUCCCUAAAUUUGAAUAACUGAGCAAACUUAAAAAAAGCAUUAGUGUUAUUCUUUGUACAUGCUCUUUGGACAGUAUUCAAGGAAUGUUUCACUAUUGUGCAAUGUGUCACUGAAUAUAUUUUCUCUUCUACAUCAACAUUUUGGAGUAUAGAAGUCUUAUGAUGCUACAGGAAUGAUACUAUAACUGAUAAUAAUGACUUGUGUAUCAGGAUAUAUCAAGACGAUCUUUCUUCAUCUGUUCUACUUUC